UUCCGCAUUUCUGUCUUUGUCUCUUGCUUCGUUUUAAGUUUUUUCUAGUCUUCCUCAUCGUCUUCUUCAAUCAUCAUCUGAAGCUCUUGUAAAUUUCGUGGCUUUUUUGCUUUUCGAAGAAUCUUAUAGUCAUCAAUCAUGUCUAAGUAUAUGGGAUUAUGUUCUCUAGCUAUUUCUUAUUUUCUAUUCGUUUCGACGAUUGUCGCAGCCACCGAUGUUCACUACUGCGAUAGUAAUGAAGAAUAUGAAGUGAAGGUGAAAGGAGUUAAUAUAUCUCCUUAUCCUAUUGCUAGAGGCGAACCAGCCACUUUCAGCAUUUCUGCUAACACAGACACUAAGAUCUCGAGCGGAAAGUUGGUGAUCGAAGUUUCAUACUUUGGAUGGCAUAUUCAUUCUGAGACACAUGAUCUUUGUGAUGAGACUAGUUGUCCUGUGGCUAUUGGAGAUUUCUUGGUCGCUCACUCCCAAGUUCUGCCUGGAUAUACCCCUCCUGGUUCGUACUCACUUAAAAUGAAGAUGCUUGAUGCACGCAAGAAGGAGUUGACUUGCAUCAAAUUUGCAUUUGACAUUGGAUUUGGAUCAUCAUCUGUGGCCGACAUGUAGAGCUGAUUCACUCUAUGGAAUAUACUAUGGAAUCACUCCAUUUGUUUUGUAUAAAAAAAAAACACUCCUUUUUCUAUACAAGAAUUGUUGAUCAAAAACCCUUUUAUAUUCUCAUUAUUGUUCUCAUUCUGGACAUUUCUGAAAUCCCAUUUAUAGAAAAAAAAAGUAUUGAAUUA
This is a messenger RNA of Camelina sativa (false flax), 779 nucleotides long. Its product is annotated as MD-2-related lipid-recognition protein ROSY1. Gene Ontology annotation, biological process: intracellular sterol transport. Lineage: Eukaryota; Viridiplantae; Streptophyta; Magnoliopsida; Brassicales; Brassicaceae. The record is from RefSeq and is a predicted model, not a curated record. Gene Ontology annotation, molecular function: sterol binding.